Messenger RNA from Salarias fasciatus (jewelled blenny), 3284 nucleotides. It is a transcript of the gene zbtb44, whose product is annotated as zinc finger and BTB domain containing 44. Gene Ontology annotation, biological process: regulation of transcription by RNA polymerase II. Lineage: Eukaryota; Metazoa; Chordata; Actinopteri; Blenniiformes; Blenniidae. Gene Ontology annotation, molecular function: DNA-binding transcription factor activity, RNA polymerase II-specific; protein binding; RNA polymerase II cis-regulatory region sequence-specific DNA binding. The transcript has 6 exons. The coding region runs from base 314 to 2335 and encodes 673 amino acids. The record is from RefSeq and is a predicted model, not a curated record.
UUGCAUUGUGGGGGUACCCGGAGCGCGGAGAGGACAGCGGGGAGCACAAAGGAAUAAAAACAGAUGAAAACAGCCCCUCUGCAGCUUCCCACGGCGGCCUGUCGGGAUGCCGCUUCAUGUGAGCGCUCAUUAAAGCGACCGUCGAGCCGGCAGGCAGCCCGCACGGAGCGGGGGAUGUGAGCGGAGAGGAGCGGCAGGACGCACCGCGGAGUCUACCGUCAGCUGAGCGGCUCUCAUCCCGAGGCCCGGCCUGAAGUGCAGGCCUCACCCCGCAAGGGUCCUUUUCCUGUCGCAGUCAGAAAGGGACUCCAAGAUGGGGGUGAAAACCUUCACCCACAGCUCCACCUCCCACAGCCAGGAGAUGCUGGACAAGCUCAACGCGCUGCGCAACGAAGGUCACUUAUGUGACGUGACCAUCCGGGUCCAGGACAAGCUCUUCCUGGCCCACAAGGUGGUCCUCGCCUGCUGCAGCGAGUUUUUCCGCUCCAAACUAGUAGGACGGCCCGAGGAGGAGGACAAGUUUGUGUUGGACCUCCACCACGUGACCGUGAGCGGCUUCGCCCCGCUGUUGGAAUACGCCUACACCUCCACCCUCUCCAUCAGCACGGAAAACAUCAUCGACGUGCUGGCGGCCGCAAGCUACAUGCAGAUGUUCGCGGUGGCGAGCACGUGCUCGGAGUUCAUGAAGUCCAGCAUCCUGUGGAGCCCGAACAGCAACAGCAGCAACACUAACAGCGGCAUGGCAGCGGACAAACCGCACGAAGCGGCGCCCGAGAGCGCCUCGUCUAACUGCGCCCUGACGCCGCUGGACGGCAGCGUGUCGCCCGUGUCCUCCGACUGCAGCGUGAUGGAGAGAAACGUGCCCGUGUGCCGCGAGUCCCGGCGGAAACGCAAGAGCUUUGUGACGAUGGCGUCGCCCGAGAGCCCGCUCAAGUGCACUACGCAGAUGGUCACCACCUCCCCUCAGAUCCCCAACCCGUCGCCGUCCUUCUCCGACAGCACGGCGCAGCCCGUGGAGUCCUCUCUGGCCUUUCCCUGGACUUUCCCCUUCGGCAUCGACCGCCGCUUCCACUCGGACAAGUCGAAGCUCCCAGAGAGCCCGCGCUGCCUGGAGCAGGGCGCCCCGGGCACCUCGGAGGUGGUGGUCGGCCGGCGGCUCAGCGACUUCCUGACGUGCGAGAGCUCGAAGGCGGUGUCGUCGCCGGUGGCGGCGGAGGAGGAGGACGUCAGGGUGAAGGUGGAGCGUCUCAGCGACGAGGAGGUGCAGGAGGCGUCGUCGCAGCCAGUCAGUGCCUCUCAGAGCUCCAUGAGCGACCAGCAGACGGUGCCGGGCAGCGAGCCGGUUCAGGAGGAGCUGCUGAUCAGCCCGCAGUCCUCCUCCAUAGGCUCGAUGGAUGAGGGAGUGUCAGAAGGCUUGCCGUCAAUGCAGGGCACCUCUAAUGCUGGAGGACACGCAGAAGACGAUGAGAGGCUGGAAGGGAUUCAGUAUCCCUACCACCUCUACAUCAGCCCGUCGGCCCGGCCCGGCACUAACGGCCCCGACCGGCCCUUUCAGUGUCCCACCUGCGGAGUCAGAUUCACACGCAUUCAAAACCUCAAGCAGCACAUGCUGAUACACUCCGGCAUUAAACCUUUCCAGUGUGACCGCUGUGGGAAAAAGUUCACACGGGCCUACUCGCUAAAGAUGCAUCGGCUGAAGCACGAAGGUAAACGCUGUUUCCGGUGCCAGAUUUGUAGCGCCACAUUCACGUCCUUCGGUGAAUAUAAGCACCACAUGAGGGUCUCCCGACACAUAAUCCGCAAGCCGCGGAUUUAUGAGUGCAAAACGUGCGGCGCCAUGUUCACCAACUCUGGCAAUUUAAUUGUACACCUGAGGAGUCUGAACCAUGAGGCAUCCGAACUAGCAAACUACUUCCAGAGCAGUGAUUUCCUCGUGCCCGACUACCUGAGCCAGGUACAGGAGGAGGAGGAGGCGCUGGGAGUCCAGUAUGAACUGGAGGAGUCCCAACACCACCCGGUCUACCCGGGCAGCGCCUCUUCCACCACCAAUGCCGCCUCGUCCUCCUCCUCAGUCCAGAUGCCCGUCAUCUCCCAGGUCUCCUCCUCCACCCAGAACUGUGAGAGCUCCUCCGGCUUCCUUUCGCCCGAGCCCUUGGAUCCCCUGGAAGUCCCGGCCUCCCACAAGAUGGACGCCGACGAGGCAGCGGUCAUGACCGAGGAGACCAAGAUGGACAACAGCGUGGGAGGGAGUUCCCCCGAGGAGUUCGAAGAAGAGCAGCAGCAGCAGCAGCAGCAUGCUCAGACCAAGGAGGUGGCUUCCAUUACCAUAGAGUGAUUCAAGUCUUCUACUUGCCCGUCAUGUCUUAUUUUGCUGUCACGUCAUAUGGGAAUAUCCGCUGGAAGGAUUCGAAGCAAGUCGGCACCUCCAUAUGUGAAGCAGCGGAAACGCCGCCAUUGAUGUUCUCUGAGGACUUCGGUUGGCUCGAUGAGGGAUUUUUACGCAUUUCUUUGGAUAUCUGUUCCACAUCAAACCAAAUCCAGCUCAAGUCCAAGAUAACUGCUUUUGUUUUGGUAGCAGCUAUCAGGUUCCUGACUGACGAUAAGGGAUUUCAGCGGGUCAGAGGACCUCGCUUUCACUGUAUUUCCAUCUCCUAUAAAUGCAAGUGGACAGUUAUUUGAGUCGGAAAGUUGUGUGUUUUCCCAUAUGACUUGAACGCAGCACUAAUGAAAAUCAUAUUUGUCUUAGCCAAUUUGAGGUCUGUCAAAUCCAAGCCUUGCUCUACUUUUGGAAAGUGCCUGAGAGUUCCAAUCUGAACAAAGAAAACACGUAGAAGAAGAAAAACGUCUUGACUUUAACAACAGCGACAAAUCAAGUCUUUGCAAACUGAGCUAAAGGAAAAAAAAAAAAGAAGAAGAAAACCUCCUUGUGUUUCAUUUGUAGUGGUAAUGCUAGUUCGUAUGGGCAGAGACUGUGUUAUUUCCUUCAGUGCCGUCGCUAUAAGCAAACUGUUCAAUGUCAAUAUUAAUCUCUACUGCAAUAGCUUGUACUGUACUUUUACUAUUUGAAUGCUGUGUAUGUUGGGUGUUGUGAAAUAUGAUACGUCAGGUGUGCGUUUGUGCAUUUCUUUGAUAUGAACACAGUACAUUUCAUUUUUAAAUGUUAAAACUUGAACUAUUUUGAAAUAGUAUUCCCUGAAGACACUUGUGCAGUAUAUAGUUUUAUACAAAUAGUUUUGACCUCUUCCUGAUUUGACACUGUUGUGAAAACAAACCUUGUGUCUCCA